ACAUGUUGACACUGUGUGUGGGUGUGUGUGUGCGCAGAACCUGCUGUUGUUGAGUCCUACAGAGCGGUUUCUAACGGAGCAGAGUUUGGACCACCAUGCCUUCCAGACACCGCGACUGGUGGAGCGACCUGGACCUCCUACACCCACACCAGUCCGCUCCUCUAAGAGGAAGCCUCAUCACACGGACAACAGCGCCCCCACCAGGAGUCAUGGUGUUAAGGGUUCGGAUCACCACCGCUCAGCUAGUAGAGACUGUUCCAGCCUGCCCCGUCACGAAGACCUCCACCCUAGCAACGACAGCUUCCUGAAUGGCAACAGCCUGAGCCCCACCCUCCACCCCAAGACCUAUGCCCCGCCCCCCCAGCUCCUGAAUCGCUCAGCCUCCUGCUCCAAGGACCUAGCCAACAACAACCUGCCCCACCUCCUCAGCCCCAAGGAGACCAAGAGCAACCUACCCCACCUCCUCAGCCCCAAAGAGACCAAGAACAAAGACUUUGACUUCACCUCCGGAGCCAAGGCCUCAGAUGGGCCGGGAGCCAAGUACCUCAAGUCCAACAGCCGCUCGCAGCAGAACCGCCAUAGCUUCGUAGAGGGAAAGACCAGCACCCUGAUGUCUGGAGACAAACAUAGAGCCAGAGACCGAGACCGCCACAGCUACAUGGGGGAGCAUGGGUCCUCUAAGUCUGCAGGAGGGUUAGGGUUAGCAGGAGGCUCCUAUAUAAACCUGUCUAAGAGCCACGGGGCCCUCAACGACGCCAAGUCAGUAGGGAACCUUAGCGACCCACGUAUCCAUGGUGACGAACCUCCAUCACGCUACUUCCCUACUUCCUGUCUGGACCUCAACGCUCCUGGCAGCCCGGCGACCGGUCAUCAUCGUCACAGCCCUGCAAGCCGGCGCUCGGAGAGAGAGAGCAAUACGCUAGACUCCUCCUCCCGACGCACCUCCUCACGACACAAGAGCUCUGAGGAGGCCAAGUCCCCUGAGGGAGGAGACCCGGGAGGAGGAGGUGGAAGCCAUGGUCACUCCCUGUCCGCCACUCAUGAGGCCUUCCCCUACGGCCUGGGCUACACAUCCCCCUUCUCCUCCCAGCAUAGACCUCACCGCCACUCCAUGUACGUGCGGCGGGAGCGUCAGAGGACCCACGGGGGGGCCAGUGAGGGGGGGCUGGCGGUGGGACAGGGGAUGUCCACCAGAGCCUCCAGCCUCCAGCUCCUCUCCCCCCAGUUGCAGCACCGCACCCUGCCCAGGCACUCUGGUGGAUCUUCUACAGAGGACAUUACCAGGGUGGGGAUGUUCCAUGAGCAGCACCCAGAGGACGGAGUCUCUUCUAAAGAAAACCGCAUCAUCUACAGUGAGUCCAUGCCCAGGAGGGUUGGCAGCUUCUAUAGAGUGCCGUCCCCGCGGCCAGAUAACGGAGGUCAGGGCAGCAGGGGGACAGGAGGGGGGACAGUGGACGGAAGCACCUUGCCCAACCAUCCCAAACGCCAGCCGGCCUUUGACCCCUGGAUGCGCCCAGAGAUGGUGGUGAUGAACCAAUCAGAGCCGACCAAAGAAAAGGAGAAGCAGGCUUCUUCAAGCAAUAAAGAAGAAGAAGAAGAAGUCCCAAACGUACUAGUCUAA
Molecule: messenger RNA, 1621 nt
Organism: Salvelinus sp. IW2-2015
Lineage: Eukaryota; Metazoa; Chordata; Actinopteri; Salmoniformes; Salmonidae
Source: RefSeq, a predicted model, not a curated record